Molecule: messenger RNA, 1268 nt
Organism: Lactuca sativa (garden lettuce)
Lineage: Eukaryota; Viridiplantae; Streptophyta; Magnoliopsida; Asterales; Asteraceae
Product: putative aldo-keto reductase 4
Cellular component (GO): cytoplasm
Source: RefSeq, a predicted model, not a curated record
AUUCUUUUAUCAUCAAAUCAAAUCCAACUAAACAGUUAGAAAAUGGUAAAGGUUCCAAGAAUCAAAUUGGGUUCACAGGGUUUAGAGGUGUCAGCUCAAGGUUUGGGUUGUAUGGGUAUGUCUGCUGUUUACGGACCCCCAAAACCCGAGCAUGACAUGAUCAACCUCAUCCAUAACGCCAUUGAUGCUGGUGUCACCCUAUUGGACACAUCCGAUGUCUAUGGCCCUAACACCAAUGAAAUCCUACUUGGAAAGGCUUUGAAGGGAGGAAAAGUAAGGGAAAAUAUGGAGGUAGCUACCAAAUUCGGGAUUAAGUAUGAGAAUGGAAACUAUGAGGUGUAUGGUGAUCCGGCAUAUGUUAGGGCUGCUUGUGAAGGUAGCUUGAAGCGGCUUCAGAUUGAUUGCAUUGAUCUAUAUUAUCAGCACCGGAUGGACACUCGUGUGCCCAUUGAAAUCACGAUGGGUGAAAUGAAGAAACUGGUGGAAGAAGGGAAGAUAAAAUACGUAGGAUUAUCAGAAGCUUCGGCUUCUACCAUUAGAAGAGCCCAUGCUGUGCACCCGAUAACUGCUGUUCAACUAGAGUGGUCUUUAUGGUCCAGGGAUGUCGAACAUGAAAUUGUUCCUACUUGCAGAGAACUAGGCAUUGGAAUUGUGGCGUACAGUCCUCUAGGACGCGGAUUUCUUUCAUUGGGUCCGAAGAUGGCUGAGAAUUUGGCAGAGGGCGAUUUCCGUCAGAAUCUACCAAGGUUCCAACCUGAGAAUCUUGAAAAUAACAAAAUGUUGUAUGAGCGAGUUAGCGCGAUUGCAGUAAAAAAAGGGUGCACCCCAUCACAGCUAGCAUUGGCAUGGGUCCACAAUCAAGGUAAUGAUGUUGUGCCAAUACCAGGAACCACUAAGAUUGAAAACCUUCGACAAAACAUUGGAGCUUUAUCUGUUAAACUAACACCAGAAGACAUGGCUGAACUUGAAUCCAUUGCUUCAGCUGAUGCAGCUAAGGGUGAUAGAUACAUGGAUGGUUUCCCCACCUAUCUAAACUCCGACACCCCACCGCUGUCUUCAUGGAAAGCUUAGUAAACACAUCGGUUUGCUAUGAUCUUUUCAAGUUAUGUUGUAGUCCAUCAUCUUGUUUGUAACAAAAAUUUACAUAUAUCAUUGUACGUUUUGUGUUUGGUGUACUCAUCCGAGAGGCCUUUGUGUUUGUGAUAAUAAACCUCGGCUGAGGUGUUACUUUGAGUGAUUUUGUGAAAUAAUGUGAACUAUUUAGUAAA